AUCCAAGGCUGCUCAGGGGUGCCAGGCUGCCAGGGGCAGGAGCUGCAGCCGUGACCCUGUGUAGGGCAGGGCAGCAGCUGCCAGGGGUGGGGGGCAUGGGGUGUCUGCCCUGCUGAUGCCCCAGAGAUCUGCCCUCGGGGACUGAACUGCCAGGUGAGCAGGCGGCCCUCCCUUGCUUGAGGCUGGGGCCCUGGGGCCUCUGCUGGCCGACAACCUGAACAGUGUGGCGGGCACACUGGGACAUGCCUCAGCCCUGUGCGGGGAGCACCUGAGCCUGGAGGCAGCUGCUGCCUGGCACUGCCCCCUGGAUGUUCUGGGCCCUGCUCUCACCCUGGGGGCAGCCUGCCAGAUUGCUGCCACGGGGGCCUCUCUCCAAAACCAGAGCAUUCUUUCAGGGUGCUUUCUGCCUCCCCAGGACAUGUGGGCUGUACAGAAGCACGUCCCUCCUAUUCCCAGGCUGCUCUUUUCAGAAAAGGAGAAGGCCUUGGGCUUGGCCCUGCAGGGAGGCUCCUGGCACAGUUUUCUCAUCUGAAAAAUGCUCCUGGGGCCCCCAGAGGAGAGAGAACUGCAUACACACCCUGUCAGCAGCUCCAGGAGAACAGUCACAGGUUUACAGAGGGAUGACGGUCCCGAGAGGCCUACACACUUCACACAUCAAGACAUCCUAUGUGAGUGUGGCACUUCAGCACAGCUCAGGGACUGGUGCUGACAUGGCCGUUCAGCUCAUCUCCCAGCUUUCCCCUAUGCCCUCUUUCUGUCCCGGACCCCAUCCCGACACCGUGUAUUUAGCUGUCAUGCCCCUCAGGCCUCCUCUGACUUCCCUCAGCUUUGAUGACCCUGACGGCGCUGAGGGGCGCCGGGCAGGCAUCUGCAGGCUGUCCCCGGCUGGCACGGCCUGGGGACUUCUCAUGACUGGACUGGGUCACGGUGCUGGGGGAAGACUACAGAGAGGGCCGUCCCUCUGCCCAGUGCCAGUGCGUGCCCAGCCUGGCCUUGCCUGGGCAUCGGCCAUGCCGCCUGGCGGGGCUUUUCCAGACUGGUCCCUGUGCUGUCCUCGGGAAAGAGAGCCCUCCCAGCCCACACCUGAGGGGUGCCCCCUCCCUGGGGACGGGGCAGCCACACAGCGGCCUGGAGCUCCCCUGCAGAGGCUCCCUCUUGUCCCUGCUCGCGUCCCAGCCACUGAUAUCCGAGUGGGCUCGUGGGGGCCUCCUCGUGCUUUGGGCUCCACUCCAGCCACCAUUCUGCUCCGGCCUCGGGGAGCUGUUUCCAGGGGGCCGUGUCCCUCUGACAGCCCAUCCGUGGCAGGCAGUGCUGUGUUUCUGAGCCCUUCCUUCCAUCUGGGUCUGCCAGGUGCUGCGGCCCAUCCUGGGCACUCCCUGGCGGCCCUGGCCCCUCAUGGGAGGGUGGGUGCUGCACCUGUGCUCGGUGUGCUGACUGUGGACUAGGAGCCCUCAGCCAAUGUGUGCACACUGACCAGGGUGUGCUUCUGCCAUGGUUAUAAGACCAUCUUCACCUGUGCUGAGGUGGCAAGUGUGCGGGUCCCCAAGGCCACCGUUAGGUUUGCUAAUUUUCUAGGACACAAUGGAGCUCAAGAAGGUUUUACAUCCCUCAUUGGGUUGUGAUGGCGGAAGGGUACAGGUUAAGGUCAGCCAAGGGACAAGACCCCAGGGUCCCUAUGCAGAGUUCUGGCCACGCCUCCCCGUGGAGGCAGGACAGUGGGGUUCCCUAUGGCUGCGUGCGGACCAUGCAGGAGUGUUGCUAGCAGGGAGUGCUCGCACAGUUCUGCCCCCUCCCCGCAUCGUGGAUGGCAGGAGGGCUAGCCUCGGGCUCUGUCACCAGGGUGUGUGGAUUUUGGUGUCUUUACACCACUUCCAUGCCCUGUUGAGCCUCCAGGCCAUCUGUCCCCGACUGGCCUCAUUUCACCAGGCCGGGGUCCCUUUGUCCUGUAGCUCACAGAGCAGGCUCAGCCCCUGAAUGCUUGUGAUAUGCAGUGUUUGGCUCAUCCAUGCCUUUGCCUGGACAGAAUUUCUUGCAGCCAGGGAGAAGUGCCGUUCAGGCAGGUCCCAGCAAGGGGUGACUUCAGGCAGGGGGACAGAUGGCAUAGCUGACACGAGUCUGUUGCCACCCCCAGGCCUGCCCUGGAGUCGGGUUGGCUGGGAUGUGGUGUGUGGACAGCCUUGUGGCCCUGGACACUCAGACCCCAGUUGCCCUCUCAGACAUCCCAACCCAGGCCCUGGGCCCCUCCUAGUCCAUUCCAAAUCUCAGGCUCCCUCGGGGUGAGCUGCACAGCACAGACCCUGCAGCAUGGCUGCCCGGAGAUAGCGAGUAGCAAUGGUGCCGCCAGCGGGCUGUGUUCGUCCGGAAGAGGUUGGAGUCCUGAGGUCUGUGUGCAUGCGCAUCCCAGUGACAGCUGUAUUCUGCCUGACGAACGAGGCAGGCGCCGCAUGCUGCUGGCUGCUGGGUCACUGCUGCUGGCACCCCAUGUUGCCUGGUGGCCUUGGAGUGGACACUUGGAGCACACCUGGGCCGGUAGCUGGGGCUGAGGGCACUACCUGCUGGUGCAGCCUCCCAGAUCUCACAGACUGUCUGCAGCUGGCUUGGGCUCGUGACGGUCCCUGCAUGCCCAGGGGUCUCCUGGAUGUGGCCUUGGGACACUCAGCUGUCAAUGGAGGGGCUGUGGAAGCCUCUGCCCAUUUGCCUUUGUAUAGACUGGACGGGGAUCCAAGCCCCAGCCCCCUGACCUCCCAGCAUGUGGCCGCCCCCUGGGGGCACUGGCCAGAGAGAGGCAGUUCUUCAAGGGACCUGCUCCGGGUGCCCACAUGGAGAGGGGUCAACCAUGGGAGAGGCAGUACGGCCAUAUCCUGAGGCCGAGGCUGACCUGGGAGAGGCCGCAGAUGGGGAGUCAGAGAUGGGAGCCUGCAUGGGACGGAGGGACUGAGCUGAGAGCAGAAGCCCAGGCCAGCCAGUGGGGAGGGAAAAGUGGGUCGACAGAAAUACCAUUCAUUCAUUUCUGACUGAGACGUGAGUGAGGGACGAGCUCCCCGCUGAGGCUCAGCUUGGGUGCAUGCCCUGUGCUUGGUGGCCUUCCUGCCCUGCCCUCCUGUUGGGGUCAUGCUCCUGCCACAUGGGGCCUGUGAGGCCAUGUGUGCUCCCACCCACAGUGGGGAAAGGGCUGUCCCAAGCGACCUAGGAGCCCUCUGGGGGCGGUGACCUCUGGGUCCAGUGCAGCUGGCAGAGGUGCAGGGCAGGUGGCCGCACUGAUUCAGCAUCUGUG
Molecule: messenger RNA, 3274 nt
Organism: Manis javanica (Malayan pangolin)
Lineage: Eukaryota; Metazoa; Chordata; Mammalia; Pholidota; Manidae
Source: RefSeq, a predicted model, not a curated record